This is a messenger RNA of Fomitiporia mediterranea MF3/22, 1831 nucleotides long. RefSeq lists its product as uncharacterized. The transcript has 5 exons. NCBI's taxonomy places the organism in Eukaryota, Fungi, Basidiomycota, Agaricomycetes, Hymenochaetales, Hymenochaetaceae. The coding region runs from base 1 to 1779 and encodes 592 amino acids. The record is from RefSeq and is a predicted model, not a curated record.
AUGGAAACAGCAAUGAUUGCGCCACUCGCAUACUCACUGGAGGACUCGUGUCCAGUGCCAUGGGCUGCAACGGCUGAAGCGCAGCUUCACCGAGAUUAUCCAUUCUUGAACCAGGAUGCCACGGACCAGAAUUUUGUAAUACGGAGAUAUCUCGAGACUCUUUGGCUUCCUGAGUCACUUAACCCUCUCGCGUACCUUAUCUCGUCCCUUCGACGGGUCGCAUCAAACUACGACAAAAAUGCGUCUUUACCUCAUCCUCUACAUUCUCUUCUCGAUCCAGUAUUGCUAUCCAGUCGAACAGCUUCCGAUAAGUACAGGAUAGAGCUAGUGCAGAUACUUGUAGAAGGUGGUGGUGCCGGCGAGCAAGAAGAGAUGAUGAUGUGGUAUGCUUGGGAGCACGAGAAAUCAGAACAUGAAGAGGAAGGCAAGGUCGAUGAAGAUAAGUGGAGGAAAUCGUGGUUGGAACGACUCGAGAGACGCGAGGCAAUGAUUCAGAUUCUACUCAUCAUGCUCAAGCUAAGUCUCCCUGGCGCAAGACCAGACCAAGCGAGGGAGUCGCCAAAGAAGAAAAGAAAGAAGAACAAAGAAGCCGCACCGCCAGAGUCAACCGAACAGCUUCUCGAAAGCUACAUGGACAAACUUGCGGUGUGGUGCCUGACUGCAUCUCUUGAUAGCGCCCACCCAACUUCUCAGGCCUCGGGCUCGAACCAAGGGCAACGGAAGGUGGAACGACAUUGGACGCAGAAAUUUUUCGAAGACAUUGUCGAACCAUUGUUCAAGACAUCGCUUCAUGAACAAUGCGAAUUGUUCCGUUCCAAACUGUAUCCUGAACCCGCCUUGUCAGAUGCAGAUGAUUCCGAUAUCGAGACACUCGUGGAUGGUAGGAAUUCUCGAGUGGGAUCUCGAGCGCCAUCUGUGUCUCGGGCUCUGUCCUCCCGAGCAACUUCCGUAGCGGCUUCUUCUAAAUCAUCGAUGCAGCGGAGCAGAAGUCGUUCGCUAAGCGUCUCGCUCGCACAGGAUGAAGCCACUCAACGCGCAAACCUGGUCGGACCAAAACGUGGUCUUAGUCGAGAGGUCAGUAUGAGUCGCAUCUUCAAGGAGAGGACGAAAGUGCAGGCACAGUCGAAGAUCAAGGUUCCGAUGGCAGAUGAAUCAAAGCAAACGAAAGCUAAGCUAAAACGCGAUAUUGGAGUGACGCUCAUUAAAGAGACGCCUGUAAAGAGAAGCCGCUUAGACACCUCGAAUCCGGACGAACACGAACAGUUACGUUUCGUUAUGGCAGCUAAAUCUGUCCCGAGCCCUCCGCCCACCAGUUCGAGUGAUCCUGCAGAUGUCUACAUCGAAGAUACACCAGUCGCUAGUCGUAGGUGUGAUGAUAAGUUGGAAAAAGGAAGUUCCCUGUCGCCAUUAUCACCGAUGUUGAUUGACCGACUAGAUGCGAGGCAAGUUGUGCACGAUCCUGCAGCACAAAGCCUCCGUGACGUGAAGGAUAUUGGUCCAUUUACGACUCGCUCUCGAACUCAGGAAAAUGUUCCGUCACAUCAGGAAGCCCUUGACGAGAAUGCCGACGAGAGCUAUAUGGACUCUUUUAGUUCCUCGAACGUGAUGUCAUUUGGGAAAAUGGAGGAUGAGAGCAACAAGGGGCUGUCCUCUCAAUCGGUAGGGGUACGGAAGGCCGGUGGGCUCCUAGGAGGGCCGCGUCAGAUGACCCUUCUCAUGGACGAUGGUAGGGAUAUCGAGAUGGAUACGCCGACGAAGAGAAAAAUUCGGAAGAGAUGAUGUUAUACGAGUUGGCAUAUUGUUUUAUAUAUCUCUUCUCCGCUCAACACAU